Messenger RNA from Heterobilharzia americana, 2115 nucleotides. Lineage: Eukaryota; Metazoa; Platyhelminthes; Trematoda; Strigeidida; Schistosomatidae. The record is from the annotation of a GenBank genome assembly.
AUGAGGAGGAGUUUAGCACCUAGUCAGCUGCAUUCAGUUAAAGUGUCACCUACUGCUCAGGAGCCUCCAUUCAAAACCUUCAGGACAGUUUUAAAUGAGAAAAAUGUUCCAGAUCACUCUCCAGCAACCUACGUUUCGCCCUUUAGAAAGUCACUCAUCCCGGGUGAUAUCAACUCACAUGAGGACCUUAUACGAAAUAUAUUGUCCAAGCCUUUUCGUGUCCCUAUUGUAAAUUAUGCUGGCAAUUCAACCGACUCACGAGCUCUGGGUGUUAGACGCAGCACAUCUAAAGUUGCUCUGCAUAAUCCACUUGAAGAAGGUGCUUUAGUUUUGUAUUCACCUCCUGAAGUGACAGCCCAUGACGCCCUUAAACAGGAAUCGACUAAACACUUAGUUCAUGUCGUUGUUGAUCCUAUGUUAUCGAAAAUUCUCCGUCCGCACCAACGUGAAGGUGUCAAGUUUAUGUACGACUGUGUUACCGGUGUACAAAUACCCGAAAAUCAUGGAUGCAUAAUGGCGGAUGAAAUGGGUCUUGGCAAAACAUUACAAUGUAUCACACUUAUCUGGACUUUGUUGCGCCAAGGCCCUGAAGGUAAACCAACAAUCGACAAAGCAGUUGUAAAAUGGUUGCAGGGCAAGAUAAAUCCUUUAGCUAUUGAUUCUGGAAGCAAGGAAGAAAUUGAUAAUAAAUUAGCUUGUUUUCUUUCACAAACUGGUAGGAGGAUUCCAUCACCGGUUUUAAUUAUCUCUUAUGAAACUUUUCGAUUGCAUACAUCUAUCUUACACAAGGGUUCUGUUGGUCUUAUCCUUUGUGAUGAGGGGCAUCGUUUAAAGAAUUCUGAGAAUCAAACGUAUCAAGCAUUGGUUAAAUUAAAUUGCCCACGUCGCGUACUACUUUCUGGGACUCCAAUUCAAAAUGAUUUGCUUGAAUACUUCAGCUUAGUGCACUUUGUUAAUAUGGGACUAUUGGGCACAGCUAAUGACUUUAGACGCCGUUAUGAAAUACCGAUUUUACGUGGACGUGAUGCUGAUGCUACUGAUGAAGACCAGAAGAAAGGUGAAGAAAUAUUACAAGAGCUUUUAGGCAUUGUGACGCGGUGUAUCAUUCGUCGAACUCAAGCUAUACUGACAAAAUAUCUGCCGGUGAAAAUUGAACAAGUAGUCUGCUGCAAUUUGGUACCAGGUCAGCGCGAAGUAUAUACAGACUUUGUAAAACGAAUGGCACGUGAAGUGUCUUUGAAAAUGAAUUCAGACGAGUCAAAUCAACGCAGUGAUAAAUUAUCAAUGUCAAGCUUAGCAUCAAUAACACAUUUAAAGAAGUUAUGCAAUCAUCCAGAUCUUGUUUAUGAGAAAAUGGCAACAAAUACCGAUGGCUUUCAUAAUGCUCUUAGUCACUUUCCUCCUAAUUAUCGAGGUUCACUUGAAUCUAAUGACGCUGUGAAACCUGAACUAUCUGGUAAAUUUCAAGUACUUGAUUGCUUGUUGGCUGUGAUCAAAGCAACCACAUGUGAUAAGGUGGUACUUAUUUCAAACUAUACUCAAACACUUGAUCUUUUUGAACGUUUGUGCUGUCAAAGGGGGUAUAACUUUGUGCGCCUAGAUGGUACAAUGACAAUUAAGAAGCGAGCGAAAGUUGUUGAACGGUUCAAUGACCCAACCUCACAGGAUUUUGUAUUCAUGUUAAGCAGCAAAGCUGGUGGUUGUGGACUCAAUUUGAUUGGUGCCAAUCGUCUUGUCAUGUUUGAUCCUGAUUGGAAUCCAGCUAAUGAUGAUCAAGCGAUGGCACGUGUUUGGCGUGAUGGUCAAAAGAAACAGUGUUAUAUAUAUCGGCUUAUUUCGACGGGUACCAUUGAGGAGAAAAUGCUUCAGCGUCAAGCGCAUAAAAAAGCGCUUAGCAGUUGUGUGGUUGAUCAACAGGAGGAAGUUGAACGUCACUUCAGUCUGGGUGAUUUGCGCGAACUAUUCAUGUAUCAUUCUGAAACACUAUCGGAUACUCAUGACAGAUUUAAGUGUCGCCGUUGUGUAAAUUCAGUUCAAAUAAACCUCCACCAGAAGGUACAGAUUGUAAUUCAGAUUUUUCUCAAUGGAAUCAUUGUUACGGGAAAAAAACACUAA